Molecule: messenger RNA, 1601 nt
Organism: Daucus carota subsp. sativus
Lineage: Eukaryota; Viridiplantae; Streptophyta; Magnoliopsida; Apiales; Apiaceae
Exons: 3
Coding region: 35-1402 (455 amino acids)
Cellular component (GO): mitochondrial matrix
Source: RefSeq, a predicted model, not a curated record
AAUCCUUAUCCCAUUUUUCAUUUUUUCUUCUUCGAUGGCUCUAACAAGAAUACUUCGCCUCUCAAGUUCUCCUUCUCUACACCAUUGUGGCCGCGCCUUCUCGACUGCUCUUAAUCACAUCCCUGUAGUUUUUCCUGACACGAUUAAUCGCGGCUCGAAAACAUGCAGCAAACGGUUAAUUGGACCCUUUCUCCGAAAUUUUUCUAGCUCCCCUGAGGUUUCGGAUGAGUACUUGCAGAGUUCGGUUACUGAGGAUUUAAUUUGCAGUGUCAAAUCUCUUCGUAGGGACGUCGAGUCGUUGCGAACAGAAGUCAUUUUACUGAGUGCAGCGGUUAGUUCAAUUCAAAAAUGUAAUGCACGGAGUGUUGCAGGAGAUAAAGAUGAUGGCAAUGAUUUUGUUGGCGACUCGAAUGAGAAAGAGACCGCGAAGAAGAGUGAUUUUUCUGAAGCAAUGGCUACUCAUUUUAAUGCAAGAUUUGUGAUUAAUCCAGAGAAAAAAGUGGUUGAAAAUAUGAGUGAUUUUUCGUGCAACAGGGACGAGAAGGAGAAGAAGACCGAAAAAAUAAGCGAUUUCUCUGAGGCCAUGGCUACUCACUUUAAUACGAAAAUUGUGAUUAGUCAGGAUGACAAGGCUGCAGAAAAGAUGAGUGAUGCCUCAGAGGCGAUACGGAUUCGUGACACCGGGGACAACAAUGAGAAGCUCGCAGAAAAGACGAGUGGUUUUUCAGGGGAAAUGCCGAAGAGUGAUAUUGAGGGAAACAAUGAGAAUACCACAGAAAAUUUACAGAAGAGUGAUGCUGAGGAGUACAAUAAUGAUACCGUUUCUAAUUGCAAAGAAAAAGAUCCGCUCCUUAAAAAAAUCGAAUCAGAGAUAUCGCAUGCUGAGGAAUUCAGUCGUGUGUCUAGCCAGGGUGUAAACUUUCCGGAUGAUUUCCCCUUCAACGUGGAGAAUGAUAUCCCAGGGUCCGAUUCAAUAACUUUGAAACGGCGGUACAAAUCGAAAGAUAUUAUUGUCCAAGCCGGCAAACCUUCUGUCUUCACUCCAAUUACCGCUGAGUACUAUCAGUUUCAUAAGAACAUCAGUUUUAGGAUGCCAAUACAUGUUGAAAUCCGUUGUGCUAACUCCGAGGAGAACGACAUUGCAUUCGACUGUGCUGCAUACGGCACUGGAUAUUCAAUCGAAAGUGUUUAUAGCGGUGAAUGUGUUUACACCAAUAAGCUUGAUUUUAGUGAACUGAACGACAGCCUGAAAACGGAAUUCAGGAAGUAUUUAGAGAACAGAGGAAUCACGCCCAGCGCGGCCAAUAUCAUAUUCGGCUACAUGCUGGACAAAGCCAACAGAGAAAAAUUAAGGUCUUUAUAUAACUUGAAGAAGCUGUUGGAGGCAGGCAAAACAUCUUAGUUGCAUGAUCGUUUCAUUGUUUUCGUAUGUUCGUAUAACUCUACCAAUUUAGUUCCUUCUUUGCUGUCAGAUGAACUAAGUAUGUAUUAUGUUCCGGUACUUAUGCUCUUUUGGAGUUGCUCCCUGCUCUAGCACACCACUGCACUUCAUGAUGUCGUUAUUAUGUUGUUGAUCUUUUAAAAUAUCAACGUUUCAAAAG